CUGUUCGGGCACCAUUUGUUUACGAUUUGUGCAACGGCGGCACCGCAACGCGCUUUUACAUAACAUAACUGUUGUUUCCAAUAAACACAAAACUAUGGCACUUUUUGAGAUGAAAUGGCUACGGCGCUUGGUGCGGCGCAACACAAGCCCCAUUCCGGAGCACCGUGCCGAAAUGUGGAAGCGCCGCCUCAGCAUUGGCUAUGCGAUUCUGGCCUGGAACGCCUUCGGCCUGGUCUGCUACAUGGUCUACACAGGACGCAACGACUGGGCAAAGUACCAUGGUAUCAAGACGGAGGAGGAAAUGGCCUUGUCGCCGGCCCAACAGUUAGCCAGGCACAUUAAAGUGGAGGGAACUGGCAAAAUCAUACGCUACUCGGGCUUCAGGAAGGUGGAGGAGAUACCAUUCGACUCUAGCACUGUGGAUAGAGUUAAGGAGUAAAGCAGACAUUUAUUCAUCUAAACUAUAA
This is a messenger RNA of Drosophila subobscura, 467 nucleotides long. RefSeq lists its product as uncharacterized. Lineage: Eukaryota; Metazoa; Arthropoda; Insecta; Diptera; Drosophilidae. The record is from RefSeq and is a predicted model, not a curated record. The coding region runs from base 95 to 439 and encodes 114 amino acids. The transcript has a single exon.